Messenger RNA from Oreochromis niloticus (Nile tilapia), 1280 nucleotides. Its product is annotated as granzyme B(G,H). Gene Ontology annotation, biological process: proteolysis. The transcript is spliced from 5 exons. The coding region runs from base 381 to 1184 and encodes 267 amino acids. Lineage: Eukaryota; Metazoa; Chordata; Actinopteri; Cichliformes; Cichlidae. Gene Ontology annotation, molecular function: serine-type endopeptidase activity. The record is from RefSeq and is a predicted model, not a curated record.
AGUGCCAUGAGUGAAGAUGGUGGUUGUUUGGGUUUAGUAUGAACAACUGCAAAAUAAAAUAAAACAAAAGUAUCUGUUUGAGCCCUUCAGUUUAAUUUUGGUUUUUCUAGUUCCAAGCUAAAGCAUCUUGUCCACCCAAAGAAAAACAAAGGGAGCAUUUCUCAGUAAGCAGAAGAUUUAGCUGUAGUUUGUUUGAAAUACUGUUAAUGAGAAAUGGGUGCACAUAUAACAGAUGGUGAUUGAUAGGAGUUGCUGUGGAAAAUUUCAAAAACACAUUACUCACAGGAAGUGGUUAAAAGUCAGAUGUUAGUUGGUACAAACUGCUUAAAAGGACUGACCCGUCGGUCUCAACAUAACAGAUCGAGCAUUUCACCACCGAGAUGUUUGCUCUGCAACAAUCUGCGGUCAUUUAUGCGCUGACAUUCCUCGGGCAAAAUGUCCUCGGAAGUGAAAUUAUCGAUGGCACAAUAGUCCCCGACAACGAAAUGCUGUAUAUGGCAUCAGUGCAGGAUUACAGAGGCAAGCAUAUUUGUGGAGGAUUUCUUGUGUCUGAGAACUUUGUAAUGACUGCUGCACACUGUGACGACCACCCCAUCGUGUAUCCUACACACGUAGUUCUUGGUAACCACCAUCUGAGGAGUGCUGAUAAGCUCGUGAUACAGAUUGCCGAGAAAUACAAACACUCAAAUUAUCAGGAUGUUGACCAUGGAUACGACAUCAUGCUUUUAAAACUGUCUAGACCUGUCCAACCAAACAAAACAAUUCAAUUCAUUCAACUUCCCUCCCAUGAAAUGACAUUAAAUGAAAAUGAGAAGUGCCAAGUGGCUGGAUGGGGUAAGAUAACCACUCGCGGUAAUGUUGUUGACGACCUGAGAGUGGUGGGUGUGUCGGUCAUCAGCCCACAAAACUGCCAGAAUGCUUGGACUCAACGUAUUCCUGGAUACAUUCUUCCGACCAGUGUUAUCUGUGCAGGUGGAUACAAGACAACAAAAGGAUUCUGUCAGGGUGAUUCUGGUGGCCCUCUGGUCUGGAAGGGAAUGGCUGUCGGUAUUGUUUCUUACAACAGAGCGAUUCCUGAAACCAAGCUGGGAAACUGUAACUAUCCGGAUGUCCCCAAUGGCUAUACGGAUAUCUCAAAAUACCUUAACUGGAUCAGGAAGAUUCUCCAGGGGAAAAAAAGUUAAAUCUUACUCAAAGUUUUGCUUCAGCACACUGUAAGUGUGGAAGCUGUGCCUCUGUCAGCGUUUGCUCUCAAUGCAGAAUAAAGAAAAUGUUUCAAA